Schistosoma mattheei is the source of this 1062-nucleotide messenger RNA. The record is from the annotation of a GenBank genome assembly. Lineage: Eukaryota; Metazoa; Platyhelminthes; Trematoda; Strigeidida; Schistosomatidae.
AUGAAUAGCAAUUCGAAUUUGAAAUACUUAACGAGUGUUAAUAAAUCUACAGAGACUAGUCCUGCAUAUUUAGAUUCAAUUAUGAAUAAUAAAAAUGUACAAUUGUCAAAACAUAAAGAUUAUCAACAAAUUAUUGAUAAUUAUGAAAAUAAAUUAUCACAUUUACACUUUUGUUUACAUCAAUUACAUCAUGAUUAUGAUUCAUUAAUUCAUUUAUUUAAUAAUACUAUUUAUGGAAUAAUUAAAUUUGGUAAUCGAGAAUGUAAUCGUUUUAGUAAAUUAUUGAAUAUAUCUAAUCAAGAAAUUGAAAUUCCUUCAUCAUUAUUACAUUCAAAAUUAUUUCAUCCAUUGAAAACAUUGAAUCAAAAUGGAAGAAUUUCAAAUUUAACUGAGAAUACUUUAAUUAUCAAGAGUUGGAUAAAUCCAUUGAUAGAUGUAAUUGGUAAAUUAUCAGCAUAUUGUAUAAGAAUAUGUGAUUUAAUUGAAUCACAACAAGAUCAUUUAGAAUGGCAAUCAGAAAAUCAAUUAAUAAAAACACGUAAAGCUAAUUUGAAUCGUUUAAGAAGUUGUUUAAAACAAAACCAGCAUAAUCCUUCAUUAAAUGAAGUAAAUAGUAUUUUAUCAAAGGAUCAUUCGGAUUCAUAUCCUAUGGUAUACACUAAUGGUAAUUCAGAUAAAAAUAUUGGAUCAAAACUUGAUUACAAUAUGUCUACAUUAAAAAAUUCAAUGUAUCCACUUAAAUCAAUCGAUUCGAAUUUAUACUUCAAUGAUAAUGUGAAUAAACUAAUAGAAACACAACAUCAUGGCUAUUCUCCAGUAUCUGGAGCGAAUGGAUCAUUUAAUAAAUCACCUCCACCGCGUCUACUUCAUAAAAAUAGUAAUAUUUCUCCAUAUGAAAAUAUUAAAUGUUUCAAUAAUAGUGAAAACUCAUAUAAUCAAGAUGGUCAAUUUUAUUCAUCUUUAGAUAUAGAUACUUGUUUCACAAAAUGGUUAAAUGCUGCUUAUCGUCGACAUACCUCCCAAUCUUCUUUGAUGUCAAAUAGACUACUAUCAAUGAAAUAA